Scylla paramamosain (green mud crab) is the source of this 3496-nucleotide messenger RNA. RefSeq lists its product as uncharacterized. Bases 473 to 1393 code for a protein of 306 amino acids. The transcript is spliced from 2 exons. The record is from RefSeq and is a predicted model, not a curated record. NCBI's taxonomy places the organism in Eukaryota, Metazoa, Arthropoda, Malacostraca, Decapoda, Portunidae.
CAGCUCGUCACAGGAAUUAUAAACAAAAAACAGGCAGAGAUUUCCAGAACUUACCAGUGAAAGGGCAGGCAGAGUGAACACACUGGUAAUAUGGACAUAAUGGGAAUGAGAGUACUCGCCUCUUGCAGUGAGGUGUGGGCGGCCCCGGCGUCCUACAUCAAUCUCAUGCUUUUAUUUCAUCAAACUAAAGAUCAACUCGUGUCGUGACGUGUCUUAGCGAAAGUUCGCUGAAGCACAUCGGGAGAGGCGUUAUUUAUAGUGUUGGUGUCUGUCACUAAGAUCGGGCGGUGUUCUUUUGGACCUAUGGCAUAUGAGUAACAUCACCAACAAGCGCGGCGCCGCGCUAUAGCAUGGGCGGGGUAAGGGGGAAAUGAAGGACAGCAAGCACCAAAGUGCAUCCUGUAACCAUACCGUCUCCUGAACUCCUUGCACACAGAAGCACACACACACACACUCACACUCCUCUCCAGCCAUGAAGAAUGCGCCUUCCUUAUUCCUGCUGCUGAUGGUGGCAACUGGACCUGCUCUGGGCCAGCAGUGCACUUAUGAAAGUUUUGUGAAGACCGAUAAUUCCAACGUUACCGUUAAACUGACACGUACAAGCACGUCUGUAUACUUGCGGCCUUUCCCAGGCUUCAAGGGCAUCAGCCUGACAGUGGAGGCGUCUGAUGGUGAGGAGUACACCGCCUGUUUCCCGAAACAGGACACGUGCUUCCAUGGCGACGCGGACUUUUGGGAGGUUUCAGUGGCGGCGUGGCUAUCCAAUAACAACUCUGAUAACAACAACCACCACGGGCUUUAUUUUAGAAUGUGGACUGACGGGUGUCCCAGCCAGUGCUACUAUACUGCAACUGUCAACAAAAUUGAGAGGUUCAUGUUUACGGGUCACGGCCACUCAGCAUGGAGCUUUAGUACCCCAGACUCAAGCUGCAGGGUCGUAAACAUUUGGAACAUUCAUUUAAAGGACGUUGUUCACUGCACGACGACACUAUCCCUGGGAACAAACAGCAACAACUCGGGAUCUAUUGCGACCAUACGCCACGCCAUGUCCUCGACCAGACGCCAUAACACGAACACAAGUGCUACCACAACUAUAACCAAGCCCACUGUGCCAGUCUCUACAUUAGUGGUGGUGGUGGUGGUGGUGGUGGUCAGCAUUGUGCUGGGGGUGCUGUCAGCGGUGGCGGUGCGACUAGCCCUGCUUGUGAAGGAACUCAAGAAAAAAAAAAGCAGAACGCACGACGAUGUAUUAGGUGUCAGCGGGUGCAGGAGGUGUACUGUACUGCAGAAGCCUGCAGGAAGACUCGUGCGUGAAGGAACACAUCGGGGCCGACCACUUACCGCUUUAUCCAUCACUGAACACACACAAAGGACUGACCGCAUUGGCGAAUAGACAGGAGGGUAUGCUGUUAUGCGGGGCUCAGUGUUUUGGCGUAUUGCUCGUGUCAGGUUGUAUUCCACUCUUGAUUUUUUUAGGCCUGUGUUUUAAAAUGCUCUUGUCACCUCACCAGAACCAUUUUCAAAGGCCUCAGAGAUGGUUCUCGUGUUUUUUUUUUUUUUUUUUUUUUUUUACGAUGUACAAUUCAUGUUAAGUUAUCACUGGAGCUAUGAAUGAACCAUUCAGAAUCCAAAGAACUUUCGCUAUCCUUGCAAUCAUGGAAACGCACUUGAAUAACCCAAUAACUUUCACCCUUGGAAAUUCCUAUAACAUCCAUCACCGUCUGCUAAACUGUUAUUGAAGCCAUAAAAACACAGUUGAAGAUCUCUAGAACCUGUUAAACUAUUACUAAAACAAUAAAAGCACCCUUGAUGACAUGCAAAAUUAACAUUGGAUCAUAUUAAAUCAUGAAAAUAUUUUAGAAAAUCCUCGCUAAGUUUCAUUAUUGUCAUGGUCAUGGAGAUUAAAGUUAGCAGCAUCGUGCUCUGGCAACCUCCCCGUCAACACUGUGUCCAAACCCGUGCAUUUGGUACGCAUCAAAACAAGCAGCAAUGAGGAAUACCGUUAAAUACUGUCAAUUUUGAGUUUCAAGUAAUAAAAUCGUAAGUACCGCUUGUUUAGAUUAUCAGUAGUAAUACAUAUUUGUUAAGCCUACCGCAUGCACUGUUUUAGACGAAUUGGUUGCCAAAGUAUGGUGAUAUAACCUCCAGAUCCCGUGAACUCGAUCAUCGACAGUAUAACCUUUUAAAGAUAUGUCAAGCAUUCAAAGAUAUGAGUAUCCGGUCUUGUGCUCGUAAGUAAAUGUCAAGUUCACAACGUUGAGUCAAUGUUUUUUUUUUUUUUUUUUUCCUCCAGCAGCGUCCAUAAUGGGGGCUGAAAACUGGGGGACACCUCCCCCUAGACUUGUUCUCCACACUUGAAGGCUUAGCAGGGGUUAAUCACAGAGGUGCCCUUCUAGGCAAGUUAAUGUUCGUGAGAAGAUUUUGCUCAGUUGGCAUUGUAACUUUGUGCUUAAUUAUUUCACUACUGGGGGAUUUCACAUAAUCACUUAUAAUACUUUGACACUUAAUUUUGCAGAAGCUUCAUCAUUAGCUUUACAGCCUUGAGAAAAUAAAAUAAACUCCUUUAGGCAGGGAUUUUUUGUACUGUGAAUGUCUACAAGGAGAGGAGUGUCAAGACACCUCAGAAACUCAAUUGGCCAACUCUCGGUUCCUCUCGGUUUUUUUUUUUUUUUUUUUACUAUGAAAGCAUCGCUUUGAACGAUUUUAUGUAUAUAUUUAUAUAUCUAUUAUAUUUUACCCUUGCCGACCCUCCUCACGGAAAAGAAAGCAGUAAAAAGGCUAACAAUAGAAGGAAAAAUAAUCAUAGAUGUUUUUUUUUUUUUUUUUAUCAUACUUCAUGUGUUUAUAGACUUGCGUCUUGCGUCGUCUGCCUGUUGAAAGCCGCAGGAUUAAUAGUAGAGAUAGGAGCUAUCUUACGAACAGGUUCCGUUCAAAGAGGUUGUUGGUAAGUAGAUUUGUUCGUAUUGCGACGUGUGUCUCGGUUACAGACGGUUGUAAGUUUUAACUUACUGAUAUAAACAAUAUUUUCUGUUGUUUUAAUGUCCUUUGAACAGCCCUCAAGUACAUGGAAUAAAGUUUACAAUUGUAAGAAAUAUAAUAAUAUUAACCUUAACUCGAAAACGGGAAGCAGCUUGCGACCGUGUGCCGGCUUCCUGCAGAGACGCGAAGUGGAGGAGGCGGUGGUUAUUGUUUGGAAUAUGAACAAUAAGAGACGAUAGCGUAUCAACAAUAUGAAAGGAUGAGUCGCCACAAUUGCUUUUGCUUGCACUUACACCCUACAUGUAAAAAAAAAAAAAAAAAAAAAAAAACGCACAAUUCGUUCCAAUCAGGUUUGGACUUAUUGUAGCUGACAUGUAAUUAAUAAAAGGAAAUUAUGUAAUUAUAGCUGUAAUUAUAAGUGAACUCAGAACUUAAGGAAUUAAUUGUAAUUGUAAUUAAUCAUAACAUAGUUGUAAUUUAAUUGUAAUUGUGGAAAAAUAAAGAGAUAGUAAAAUUC